UUUCUCAGAUGAAAAAAAUAUCAUCAAUAGAUAUCCAAGUCAACAGAACUCUGGUUGUGUUUUAGAGAUUGCCUCCCUUUUGAGUGGGAAGUUGGCUUUACAGUUGCCGAAGUUACAGAGCUUGUGAGGAAAAAAAGAAAAAGGAAAAGAAAAUCUUUUAGGUAUACAGAAUUUGGUGGUGUAGUUCCUUAUAGACCUGUUGAAGACUUGGCAUUUUCAGUUACUAGGUUUAUACAAAAUAAUGUUUCACUCAUGAAUUAUUAUAUGUACCAUGGCGGAACAAAUUUUGGGCGGACAGUUGCUGGUCUCUUCAUUGCCAUUAGCUACGACUAUGAUGCUCCGAUUGAUGAAUAUGGAUUACUAAGAGAACCAAAAUGGGGGCAUUUGACAAAUUUGCAUAAAGCUAUCAAGCAAUGUGAACCAGUUUUGGUUUCCUCGUAUCCUGCAGUGACUUGGCCUGGCAAUAAUCUAGAGGUAGAUUAAGCAAAAGCUAUCAGGUAAAUGACUUGGCCUGGCAAAAUAUACUGUGGUUUUCAACAUUUGUCACUUUUUUGACAAUUGAAACUCGCUCUUUUUCAUCAACGGCCAA
Camellia sinensis is the source of this 589-nucleotide messenger RNA. The record is from RefSeq and is a predicted model, not a curated record. Lineage: Eukaryota; Viridiplantae; Streptophyta; Magnoliopsida; Ericales; Theaceae.